Messenger RNA from Ostrinia furnacalis (Asian corn borer), 519 nucleotides. RefSeq lists its product as uncharacterized. Bases 63 to 401 code for a protein of 112 amino acids. NCBI's taxonomy places the organism in Eukaryota, Metazoa, Arthropoda, Insecta, Lepidoptera, Crambidae. The transcript has 3 exons. The record is from RefSeq and is a predicted model, not a curated record.
UAUAAUUGAAGCGCGCGCGCACGUCACUCGUCGGUGUAACCUCGCCCGAGCAGCUGUGAACAAUGAAGUGUUUUGUUGUUAUGGUUUUCCUGUCUGUCAUCGUUUAUGGAUGCGAUGAGGAUUACUUCCGCAAACUCGACGCCAUCACGCCUGAGGAGCCGUGUUCUCGCGCAGGCGGCAUUUGCACCUUCGCGGAAGACUGUCCCCUGCUGACUGAGGAGUCAGGACUCUGUCCCAAGCAACGGAGUCAAGGAGUGGAGUGUUGUUAUGGAGUGUCGGUGAAAGAUACAAGGUGUCAGAAACAUGGUGGUUCUUGCACUCCAUCAAACGUGCGCUGUGGCCCAACAUACGCUAACGCGACGGACUGCGCAACUGGAGAACAAUGUUGUAUUUAUGUUUAAUAAUACUAUAAUAGAGCCGAUAGCACAUCGAUAAAUACCGUUGCAUUUUAUUACAACCCGAUUGAGUUAACUGCGCACCUGGCAGCUGUGACGUCACAUCAACGUUCAGUGUGCUUAC